Gadus macrocephalus (Pacific cod) is the source of this 2811-nucleotide messenger RNA. RefSeq lists its product as uncharacterized. Bases 627 to 2459 code for a protein of 610 amino acids. The transcript is spliced from 2 exons. Lineage: Eukaryota; Metazoa; Chordata; Actinopteri; Gadiformes; Gadidae. The record is from RefSeq and is a predicted model, not a curated record.
UUUGUGCUUUGCACCAUGAAUGUUCUUAUCUGUUGUUUGAUUCAUUGCUUUUGAGUCAAUUAAAUUAAGAAACAUUGACUUUCCGCGCUGUCUCCUGCCCCGUUUCUUUGUUGCGUCUGAGCCGCGUAACAAAUGGGGGCUCGUUCCAAACUCGCAAUUCUGCCGUGAGACAGGUGUGUGUUACCUGCAGGCUGCAGCUGCGUUGCAUUAGGCUGCGUGCUACGUUGUUCGGCACAGGAAUGUCGGACAAUGAGAGAGGGUAAGUUCAGCGAUCUAUUUGCGGGGCCAUUAACUAUUCCUUUCGGGCUUGCGUAUUUUGUGGGACGUGUGGUUUUUUAUUUUUGAACAGAUCCUGUGGCUAGAGCAUUUGUCUCGGGGGCACUCCGAGGCAUUGGUGGAAUCGCCAGUUUUCUGGUUGUUUUGCGAUACCUCCGGGCUUGGUGCUUAAUUCAUCCCACCACGGGCCUGUUUGAAGAUCCGCGUUUAGUUGCAAUUUGGGUUAAAAUUGGAAUGGUUUUUUGCUUACGUUAUCGCUGGGCUUCACUGUUUAGUUUUCAUUGUUUGGUGGCGUGGAGAUUUGGCUGAUUCCGUUGAUCAGCAGGUGUGACGCGUUAAUCACUAAAAGGAUGACGUCACUUGUUGCAAAGUUUGUUGAGGAACCCUCCAGGGCUGUCUUCAAUGCAUUAACUAAGGAUCAGUUAAUGCAGUUGGCUGCCCAUUAUAACAUCGAACUUCCUUCCACUCGGCUUAAAAGUUACGUCAAACUUUCGGUGAAGUUGGCGUUGUGCGCGAAGGGUCUGAUUGACGCGCCCGACUUUAGACCCGAGUCUGACGAAGAGGAUAAGGAAGAACCUCUCGAUGAUUUAGUUGAGGACCUCGGAAACCCUUCGUUUGCAGACGAAGAGGAAGGUCUGUCUCGUAAACCUGCGGCAAUGCUGUCUUUUGAGCAGCAGAAAGAGUUGCUUCAGAUGCAGCUGGAUAACAGUAAAGUUUUGCAGCAGUUGCAGUUCGAAAGGCUCCGCUUCACUGAGGAGAAUGAACGCGCACGGAGGUCGUUGGAACACAAAAAGCUGGAGCUUGAGGCUCAGCGUUUGGAUCUCAUUCGGCAGGGGAAAAUAACGUCACCUGGUGCAGCAGGUCAUAAGCUCGAUAUAGCAACUAGUCUACACUUGCUUCCUCGCUUUAAUGAGAAAGACGUCGAUACAUUUUUUCUUCUGUUUGAGCGUGUGGCUGAUACACAGGACUGGCCUGGUUCACACCGUGCGCUUCUGCUCCAGAGCCGUCUCACAGGAAAGGCACAGCGGGCUUUCUCUGCCUUAACUGUGGAAGAGGCCCGUGAUUACGACCUGGUGAAAGCUUCGGUGUUGCGGGCAUAUGAAUUAAUUCCGGAGGCGUAUCGUCAACGCUUUAGGAAUAUGCGGCGACUUUCGGACCAGACGAACGUUGAGUUUGCAAGGGAGUUGCGUCUGCAAUGUCAGCGAUGGUGUGUUGCUUGUAAGGUUGAGUCUUAUGAGGAGUUGAUAGAUUUAAUUGUCCUCGAACAAUUCAAGAACACAUUGCCAGAGCGUGUUGCAACGUACGUUGCGGAGAAGCAGGCAACUAGUGAGUCUGUCGCUGCGGUGUUGGUAGAUGAGUACGAGUUGACUCACAAAGCUCAUGUGCGCUCAUCUAACGUCCGCAAGGUUGAUUUUUCUACCAAUAGAAGUGUGAACGUUGGUGCACAGUCACAUCAGGCUUCUGGAGUAGAUCGCUCAAGUAGAUCUGACGCGGAUCAGGGUUGCCGGUACUGUCAUGCAACUGGUCAUUCAAAGUGGACAUGUCCAGUGCUAAAAGUUAAAUCAAAAGAGCGUUUUUUUGAGGUGAAGCCGGACAUGUUGGCAGUAUCUCCUUCAGACUCGAGUGUUGAUUCGUUGCAGCCUACUGGAGUGAAUUCUAGUUACGCCCCGGUCGUUUCCAGUGGUUUUGUUUCUUUAAAAGACGGUGAUGAUUUGGUUCCAGUUAAAAUUCUCCGUGACACAGGAGCGUCAGAGUCGUUCAUUAUGGAGUCUGUUUUGCCAUUUUCUCCCACUUUAAGUUCUGGAAGGUCUCUUUUAGUUCGGGGAAUUGACCUCACUACUUUUGAAGUUCCAUUACAUAGAGUGAAGUUGUUUUCUGAGUUGGUUGAGGGGGAGCUUGAGUUGGGAAUUCGCCCUGCCCUCCCUGUUGAUGAUGUCCACGUGAUUCUUGGGAAUAAUUACGCGGGAGGAGCUGUUUGGCGGAGUAAUCCUGUGUCUGUAGUAUCUUCUUCUCCUCAGCUGAGAGCGGAGACUGCUGAUUCGGAGCAGUUCCCUGACGUGUUUGCAGCUUGUGCCGUGACCCGCUCAGCUACUCGUGCUGCGGCGGACGCCGUGCAGCUCAAGAGCCCAGAUGACAACGUUUUGGACAAAGUGGAAAACGCCUACCAGGAAAAGGGGUUUUAGUUGGAGAUGGGUUCGGGAAUUUAGUGGUUUUGUAAUUGUGGUGUCUUUUGAUACUCUGCAAGCUCCUUCUUAAGGGGGGGGGUGUUACGGCCACAUUGGCCUUUCGGUUGUCGUGGUAUGUGUGCUACGUGUUUUGUCUGCCUUUACUCUAAUAGGCCUGGACCCGCAUGUUCCAGGAUGGGGGUGUGCCCGCGUACGGGGUGUGUCCCCGUGUACGGGAUAAAAGGGGGCUGGCCUGGAGAGAGGGAGAGCGGGAGCGGGAGAUUUGAUUUGUGCUUUGCACCAUGAAUGUUCUUAUCUGUUGUUUGAUUCAUUGCUUUUGAGUCAAUUAAAUUAAGAAACAUUGACUUUC